AUGCUCCUCACCGUGAACAUUUUCCUACUUUUGCUCGCAAUUUCUACGCAAUCGGAAGUGACUUUUCAAGUCGAUUUGGUACCAAUUUGUGCGAAUGGCGCAUAUCCACCAAGUCCAAGCUCACAAGAAGCCGACUCGUUGACGCCGAGUGAACGAUGUGAGGCGUGUCAAAUCGUUUUGAAAACCGUUUACGGGCAUUUCUUUAAACAGGUGUCAAGCCGUAGAAAAUUGGCUCAUCAAUUGAAACAUGAGUGUAAUCGACAUUAUCAGUAUCGUCGUCGAUGCCUUUUAUUUACGCGGACAAAUAAUUUGGAGAUUAUUUUUCAUGAAAUGGGCGCCACCGAGUUCAAACCGAUCAAUGCGUGCACAGUACUCAAGGAAUGCUUCACUCACCAAUCAUUGAGACAUCUGAAGAAAGAACAAAUGGAAUGGAUGAGACAAGACAAGUUUCAACGA
Messenger RNA from Mesorhabditis belari, 456 nucleotides. The record is from the annotation of a GenBank genome assembly. Lineage: Eukaryota; Metazoa; Nematoda; Chromadorea; Rhabditida; Rhabditidae.